AUGCGUCGUGGCGCAGACAUCUACAAGCGACAAGCCAGGAAUCUGGCCUGGUAUGACCACGAAGGCGAGGCCUCCUCGCACAACCCUUUCAAGAAGUUCCGCCGGGGUCCGCGACGCACCAAUUCCAUCCAGCUGGAGAACCGCCUCUCGCCCGUGCUGUCCGAGGGCGAGCUGCGUCUGUCCGAGGAGCGCCGCCGUCGCCGCGACAUGACCGAUGGGCUGACCGGCCCCGAGCAUUCAGACACUCUCCCGCCCCAGUCGGCCGGCACCGACCAGGUGACGCGCAUCGAGAGCGACAAGCCUGACCCCUCCAUGCACAGUCGUGACCCCAUCAAUGUCCCGCGCGCCGACGAAGACACCCUGGACGGCCGCCCGCGCAAGAGGAAGACCCUGAACAGCAUGUUCGGGCCCACGGAAGACGACCGCUCCAUGACCGACUCCUCCAAGCCGAUGCCCAAGCGCAAGUUCACCGCGAUGGGCCAGUUGAAGGCCACGCUGUUUAACUCGUGGAUCAACGUCCUGCUGUUUGCCGCGCCCGUCGGAAUCGCGCUGAACUACGUCAAUGUGCCCCCCGUGGCGGUGUUCGUGGUGAAUUUCAUUGCGAUCAUGUACGACCCCCGUCCAUUCCCCCGUGAUGCAGCUAACGGGAGCAGUCCCCUUGCGGCGAUGUUGAGUUAUGCGACCGAGGAGAUUGCCAUGCGCACCGGAGAGACGAUCGGGGGUCUGCUCAACGCAACGUUCGGAAACGCCGUCGAAUUGAUCGUCGCGAUCAUCGCCCUCGUCGACAACGAAGUCACCAUCGUGCAAACCUCCCUGAUCGGGAGUAUGCUCUCCAACCUGCUGCUGGUCAUGGGCAUGUGCUUCUUCUUCGGGGGCAUCGACCGUCUGGAGCAGCACUUCAACCCCGUCGUCGCCCAGACCGCCGCCAGUCUGCUCGCCUUGGCAGUCGGCAGUCUGAUCAUUCCCACGGCCUUCCACGCGUGGUCUGACGCCGGCGAUGCGGGCGUCGCCCCCCUAUCACGAGGCACGAGCGUCAUCCUGCUGGUCGUAUACGGCUGCUACCUCUUCUUCCAACUAAAGUCCCACACGGAGAUCUACAACGCGCCCAGCCCCAAAGUCGAAAAGCGGAGCCAGAAGGUCAACGAAGGCGACGCCAGCCGGGGCAUCGCGCGCAUCGGCAAGAUGACAGCGGGGAUGGCGGGCGAGCACGCGCAGAACGUCGAGUUGCAGGAGCCCGACGAGACAGAGGAGCCGCAGCUCAGCGUGCCGGUGGCGGUGUUUACCCUGGUUAUUUCGACGGUCUUUGUGGCGCUGUGUGCCGAGUUUAUGGUGGAUUCCAUCGACGCACUCACCCAGACGGGCAAUAUCUCGGAGACUUUUGUCGGGUUGAUUCUGCUGCCGAUCGUCGGGAAUGCCGCCGAGCAUGCCACCGCCGUGACUGUCGCGUGCAAGGACAAGAUGGACCUGGCGAUCGGAGUGGCCGUGGGCUCUAGUAUGCAGAUUGCCCUGCUGGUUUUGCCGCUGAUUAUUGUGAUUGGGUGGGGAAUGGGUAACGACGACAUGACUCUCUAUUUCGAUGCCUUCCAGGUCAUCCUUCUCUUCGUCGCUGUGCUUUUGGUAAACUAUCUCAUCGCGGACGGCAAAUCGCACUGGCUCGAGGGCGUUCUGCUCAUGAUGAUGUAUUUGAUUAUUGCCGUGGCUGCUUGGUUCUACCCCUCCAAGACCGACACCUAAUUUAAUUUAAUCAAACCGCCAACCAUUAUCUGAUCUGAUUCUGAUCUGAUUCCGAUACACCCCCACCCAUCAGUGUAUCGAUAGAUGGUCUUCCUUCCUCCCUUCCUUCCUUCCUUCCCUUCGCGUGUAUAUUAUUUAUUUAUAUAUUCAUCUAUUAUUCACUCGCAUGAAUUUCGACCCUUUCUUUUCUUUUAUUUUCUUGUCUUGUCUUGUCUUGUCUUGUCUUGCUUGGCCUAUGUCAGAUACCACAUCCGCACUACACUACCACCACACCACCGCCCUAUCUAGAUGCAUCUAUCUACCUAUCUAUCUACCUACCCACCCAAAUCAAUCCACACACACACAUAUACAUACCAAACAGAACACGAUAAUACAUACAUACAUACAUACAUACAUACAUACAUACAUACAUAUUUUUUUUUAACCUA
Molecule: messenger RNA, 2162 nt
Organism: Aspergillus heteromorphus CBS 117.55
Lineage: Eukaryota; Fungi; Ascomycota; Eurotiomycetes; Eurotiales; Aspergillaceae
Product: hydrogen/calcium exchanger domain-containing protein
Exons: 11
Coding region: 1-1734 (577 amino acids)
Biological process (GO): calcium ion transmembrane transport; intracellular calcium ion homeostasis
Cellular component (GO): fungal-type vacuole membrane
Molecular function (GO): calcium:proton antiporter activity
Source: RefSeq, a predicted model, not a curated record